AUUCGAGAGCCAAAGUCCUUUCGCUCAAAUCUUCAACAGCAUUCCGUACUAGCAUUUCUUCCAGAUAUCCUAAGAGAGAUGGGCAUCCAACUCAUGGGAAUCGCUCAUGCGAAGCAAAAGCUCCAGCGCACUCUGUCGGCCCGAAUCCGAGCAAUGUCGGCAACUUCCAACGUGCCGAAGGGCCACUUCGCAGUCUACGUCGGAGAGUCGAAGAAACGGUUCGUGAUCCCUCUGUGGUAUCUCAAGCACCCGCUGUUCCGGAGCUUGUUGGACAUGGUCGAAGAGGAGUUCGGGUUCAAUUGCCCGACCGGCGGUCUCACCAUUCCUUGCAGCGAGGACUACUUCACCAGUCUAACUUCUGCCUUGAGUUGUUGAUCGCUGCAAAUGGACAUGGCCUCACGGCUUUGCCGCUUCAGUCUUCUUCUUUUUUCAUGAUUUUUUGGAGGAUUUGUAGUUUUCUUUCUCUACCAAGGGCAAAAGACUUAUCACAAGGAGUCUCUCAAAUUUU
Molecule: messenger RNA, 508 nt
Organism: Eucalyptus grandis
Lineage: Eukaryota; Viridiplantae; Streptophyta; Magnoliopsida; Myrtales; Myrtaceae
Product: indole-3-acetic acid-induced protein ARG7
Exons: 1
Coding region: 79-375 (98 amino acids)
Biological process (GO): response to auxin
Source: RefSeq, a predicted model, not a curated record